CGUGCGCGUGUCAAUCUCCUAAACGACAACUACCUCCUUCCUACCUAUCUACCCUCCACACUCUUUGAAUGCCCUUCUCUCUCUCUAUAAAUCAAUCUACACCUUCUUCACAUAACCCCCUCUUUUAUUUUCCACUCAAUCGCCGAUUAAGAUCAUAAGAUGGCACCCUCAUUCGACCACACCGCUCAAACCGUUUGUGUAAUGGACGCUUCGGCCCAUUUGGGCUUCGCCCUUGUCCACACACUCCUUCAUAGGGGCUACACCGUUCAUGCCUCCUUUCAAACACAAGGGGAAGAUAUGUUGAAGGGGAUUUCUACUGACCCAAACAAGCUUAAGAUAUUCCGCUCAGACCCAUUUGAUUAUCAAAGCAUCAUGGAUUCCCUUAAAGGCUGCUCUGCUUUGUUCUACUCUUUUCAACCUCCUUCUGAUCAACCUGAUUAUGAUGAAUACAUGGCUGACGUGGAGGUAAGGGCUGCACACAACGUGCUUGAAGCUUGUGCACAAACAGAAAGCAUUGAGAAAGUUGUUUUUACAUCCUCAGCCACCGCUGUUGUUUGGAGAGAGGAUCGUAAAAGCAUGGAACUUGACUUGGACGAGAGGCAUUGGAGCGAUGUCAAUUUCUGUCGUAAAUUCAAGUUGUGGCAUGCAAUGUCAAAGACGAUGGCAGAGAAGACAGCGUGGGCCCUAGCAAUGGACAGAGGGAUGAAUAUGGUGUCAAUCAACGCAGGUCUUUUGAUGUCUCCUGAUCUCUCCAUCAGCAAUCCUUACCUCAGAGGAGCCGCUGAGAUGUACGAGGAUGGUGUCUUUGUAACCGUUGAUCUUCCUUUUCUCGUCGACGCACACAUCUGCGUCUACGAGGAUGUCUCAUCCUACGGUCGUUAUUUGUGCUUCAAUCAUAUUAUUAACACCCAAGACGAUGCCCUUCGCCUCGCCCGCAUCUUGACCCCUGAUGCUGCUUCUUCCUUGCCUCAAAGAGAGGAGUGUGGGAAGAGUUUUAUAGAGCAGAGAAUAAGCAACAAGAAGCUGAACAAGUUGAUGGUCGACUUUGAGGCUUGAAUUAUGAAUGAUUUUUGUUGGAAACCAAAGAGAAAAUACAUACUGUGUGUACAAUGUUACCAUGUUAAUUAUUAGUAGAAUUAUUUGUUUGUAUGUAUGC
Messenger RNA from Arachis ipaensis, 1156 nucleotides. RefSeq names its product cinnamoyl-CoA reductase-like SNL6. Gene Ontology annotation, molecular function: oxidoreductase activity, acting on the CH-OH group of donors, NAD or NADP as acceptor. Gene Ontology annotation, biological process: steroid biosynthetic process. NCBI's taxonomy places the organism in Eukaryota, Viridiplantae, Streptophyta, Magnoliopsida, Fabales, Fabaceae. The record is from RefSeq and is a predicted model, not a curated record.